Molecule: messenger RNA, 330 nt
Organism: Pelobates cultripes (western spadefoot toad)
Lineage: Eukaryota; Metazoa; Chordata; Amphibia; Anura; Pelobatidae
Source: the annotation of a GenBank genome assembly
AUGAAACCCAGCACUCCACUUACCCCAAUACAAACAGGGCAGAACGAGCUCUCACCUGAUCGGCUGCUAACCCGGAGGGAGAUAGGAAGAAUCCCCUGGUCUCGGUCAGCACUCCCCAGCCGAGGUCACAACUCGAAUCAUCAUGGAGCCCACAGCCCUCCCAAGGCCCGAAACCAACGACAAGCGAAGGGGAAAGACAGGACCCCCGGUAGCGUAAUCUGCAAAUGUGUUACAGCGCCAUCUGGUGGGCGCCCCGCGGGAGAACAGGCAAAUUGUGCCAAGAGACAGAGGGGGAAAGGGUUCAAUGUACACCUGAUCAUAAAUCUGUAA